Molecule: messenger RNA, 6516 nt
Organism: Paramormyrops kingsleyae
Lineage: Eukaryota; Metazoa; Chordata; Actinopteri; Osteoglossiformes; Mormyridae
Source: RefSeq, a predicted model, not a curated record
UUCCGCGUUAAGCUGGUUGGAGCUGGAGGGGGGAAGCAGCACAGGACAGCAGAGCCCUGGGUAAUACUGUAUACAGGCAGAAGCAGUCAUACUUAGGGGACGGGGGGCUGGGGGAUCCUCUUCCGCGGCGGGUGUCGCCAGCGUGCGCCGGAUGGUAAUCGGGGCCGGAAAACUGAAAGUAAAUCUCGGCGAAAGAGUCUGGAGUUUUACCGUGGGGGAGUGAUGGGUGCGUUUCGGACCCGGGGACUGUGACAGCUCGGCCGGCGCGCUGACAUGUGACAUUACCGGAGGGGCAUCGGAGAGAGGCCAGCGUCUGUUUGCUCGCAGCUGGGACGCUCCCCCCCGCCACUGCACACACACCCCUAGCUCUGGGGUUUAAAAUGAAGAAGUUUAACAUCAGGAAGGUGCUGGACGGCCUGACAGCAGUGUCCUCUUCCUCAUCCACCUCCUCCUCGUCUGCCCAGCCUGGAUGCAAGGAAAGUGAACUGAUCCCGGAGACGCUCCAGUCGGAACAUUUUCAGCUCUGCAAGACUGUCCGACAUGGAUUCCCUUAUCAACCCUCCUCCCUGGCAUUUGAUCCUGUGCAGAAAAUAUUGGCUAUCGGGACACAGACUGGAGCGUUGCGGCUCUUCGGACGGCCAGGUGUGGAGUGUUACUGCCAGCAUGAGAGCGGAGCCGCUGUCAUCCAGCUCCAGUUCCUCAUCAAUGAGGGAGCACUGGUUAGUGCCCUGACAGAUGACAGCAUCCACCUCUGGAACCUGAGACAAAAACGACCCGCGAUUCUUCACUCUCUCAAGUUCAGCAGGGAGCGGAUCACGUUCUGCCACCUGCCCUUCCAGAGCAAAUGGCUGUAUGUGGGCACGGAAAGAGGAAACAUCCACCUGGUCAACGUCGAGUCCUUUACCCUCUCAGGCUAUGUUAUCAUGUGGAAUAAAGCCAUCGAGCUGUCGACCAAGACCCACCCAGGACCUGUUGUCCACAUAAGUGAAAACCCCAUGGAUGAAGGAAAGCUUACCAUUGGGUUUGAGUGUGGAAUAGUGGUCCUCUGGGAUUUGAAGUGCAAGAAAGCUGACUACCGAUACAAUUACGACGAGGCGAUCCACUCGGUGGCCUGGCACCACGAAGGGAAGCAGUUUAUCUGCAGCCACUCGGACGGCACGCUGACUGUGUGGAACGUGAGGUCGCCGGCCAAGCCUGUGCAGAUCAUCACCCCGCACGGAAAACAGGCCAAGGAUGGAAAAAAGCCAGAACCCUGCAAGCCCAUCCUGAAGGUGGAAUACAAAACAACCAAAGCUGGAGAUCCAUUCAUGAUCCUGUCGGGGGGUCUGUCUUACGACACGGUGGGCAGACGACCCUGCCUGACCGUGAUGCAUGGGAAGAGCACGGCCGUGCUGGAGAUGGACCACCCCGUGGUGGACUUCCUGACACUCUGCGAGACGCCGUACCCCAGCGAAGCCCAGGAGCCUUAUGCCGUGGUGGCCCUUCUGGAGAAGGAUUUGGUCGUCAUCGACCUGGCGCAGAAUGGAUACCCAAUAUUUGAGAACCCAUACCCUCUGACUAUACACGAGUCUCCGGUGACGUGCUGCGAAUACUUUGCUGACUGCCCUGCGGACCUCAUCCCCGCUCUCUACACCGUCGGCUCAAGGCAGAAACGGCAAGCCUACAGCAAGAAGGAGUGGCCUUUAAGCGGUGGGCAUUGUGGCCAAGGCACACAAAGCUACCAGGAGAUGAUAAUUACAGGGCAUGCAGAUGGAUCGGUUAAGUUUUGGGACGCUUCCAUGAUAAUGCUUCAAGUGCUCUACAAGCUGAAGACGGCCAAGGUGUUUGAGAAGUAUCGCAACAAGGAGGAUAAGCCGGGCAAAGACAUUGUGGACGAAGACCCCUUUGCCAUCCAGACCAUUUCCUGGUGCCUCGAGAGCCGGAUGCUCUGCGUGGCUGGAGUCUCCGCCCACAUCCUGAUUUACAGGUUCAGCCAACAGGAAGUGACAUCAGAGGUGCUGCAGCUCCUGGAGGUAAAGCUGCUAUACGAGCCGAAUGAAACAGAGUCUCCGGAAGCAGGGGGGGAGCCAGUAGCAGCCCUCCCCACUCCAAAUGUGACCUCCAGUUCCCCAGCUAACACGCCCGAUUCCCAGGCCUCGGCCAGCAGCAGCCCCUCUGACGCAGUCCGGGACAACGUGCCCUGUCUAAGGGUGCGAAGCUCUCUGCCCAAGCAGUCACCGGGAUACCAAGUGGAGCUGGUGGUGCAGCUGCUGUGGGUCAGCGGGGAGCCACCUCAACAGAUCACCAGCCUGGCCAUCAACUCCUCAUAUGGCCUAGUGGUUUUUGGAAAUAGCAGUGGACUUGCAGUUGUUGACUACUUCCAGAAGACCGUUCUGCUUAACAUGGGGAUGUUGCAGCUAUAUGGUUCAAGCGACCAGAGACAACUACGCUCUCCUCGGAAAACAAAACAGACAUCUCUCGGUCUCUGUGACAUCAGUGAGGGGUCGACUUCUUCCGAAGACCGGUGCAAGUCUCCCACCUCAGGCUGUGCCUUACCUUGCAAUUGUGACGAUGGCCACAAACAUCCUGACUUUAUAGAAAUGGUCUUUGGAAUGUUUUCAGUGAAAGCCAAAAGCAGAAAGUUUACCAGGAUGGUAGCCAUUGACAUUGCAAAGAUGUCACGGAAAUUAAACUUGCCUACUGAUCUGAAGCCAGACGUGGACACGAGGGACACCUCCUUCAGCCGAAGCUCCAGCGUCACGAGCAUCGACCGGGAGUCCAGGGAGGCCAUCACCCUCUUCCAUGUCAGCGAGACGUUCGCGCGCAAGUCCGACGGCGGCGCCACUCCCUGCCUGUGGGUCGGCACGUCCUUCGGCUCGGUGCUGCUCAUGGUGCUCAACGUGCCGCCUGCUGGUGAGCAGAGGCUACUGCAGCCUGUCACAGUCACGCCCACUGGCACGUUGUUGAGACUCAAGGGAGCCAUCCUGAGGAUGGCGUUCCUGGAUGCCACCGGCGCCCUCCUACCUGGGCCCUCGGAGCCUUGGCGCGAGCCCGACUGCGCCAACGACAAGGAGCGACCAAGGAAGCGGCGGACGGCAUCUCCGCCGGGCUCCCAGGAGGCCAGUGAGAUCCAGUUUGCCGUGAUCUGCUCGGACAAGCAGGCCAAGGUGAUCGCACUUCCCUCGCAGGCCGUGGCGUUCAAGCACAACAUCACGGAGACGUCCUUCGUGCUGCGCAGCGACGUCGUGCAGAUGAGCGGCGGCGUCUGCAUUGCCUGCUUCUGCGCCAAUGGCCACAUCAUGACCUUGAGCUUGCCCAGCCUGCGGCCGCUGUUAGACGUCAGUUACUUUCCGCUCACCGACAUGCGGAUAGCCAGGACCUUCUGCUUCUCGAACCACGGCCAGGCUCUAUUCCUGACCUCGCCCACGGAGAUCCAGAGAAUAACAUACAGCCAGGAGACUUGCGAGAACCUACAGGAGAUGCUGGGGGACUUGUUUACGCCUGUAGAGACGCCAGAGGCCCCAAACAGAGGAUUUUUCAAGGGCCUCUUUGGUGGGGGAGCACAGUCCCUGGACAGAGAAGAUCUCUUCGGGGAGGCCGCAGCCGGAAAGGCGGCGCGGAGCUUGGCACAGCACAUCCCCGGGCCGGGCGGCAUCGAGGGCAUGAAGGGUGCGGCCUCGGGCGUGGUCGGGGAGCUGGCCCGUGCCAGGAUAGCGCUGGACGAGAGGGGCCAGAAGCUGGGCGAGCUGGAGGAGCGCACGGCGGCCAUGAUGGCGAGCGCAGACUCCUUCUCCAAGCACGCGCAUGAGAUGAUGCUGAAGUACAAAGAUAAGAAGUGGUAUCAGCUGUGAUCGCUACAUCAGGAACGACCCCCUCCCCACCCCCCCCUCCUCCUGCAGGACAGCGGGGUUUUAGUCCUCAGCCCAGGUUUUCCUCAUUUCGUUGGAGGAGCAACACGAGAUCACAUUCAGAAUAAGUGAAAGACGGCACUGGGGGAUGUAUUUUUAGCAUCAUAAAAUUAUUUUUGUUAUAUUUCAUUUUGCCAAGUCGGGUAUUUUUUUUUUCUUUCUUUCUUGGCAUCUGGGUGGGUGGUGAUGGGAGGGGUUGCAGUGUUACCCUGGUAACUGCAGUGGGCCAGCUUGGUCAUUGUGAAGAUCCAGGUUGUGCUAGUUACUCACAUUCACAGCUGAAAUGUCCACCAGACUAGGCAGGGUUAGAGUCUCUUCUAAAUGAGUCCGUUUUAGCGGGAGGGGUAGCGAUCCUAUUUAAAAAUAAAAUUUCAAAAGGGUUGGUAAUUUCAAGGGAAUCCCUCGUAUCCAUCCAUGUUGGGCGAUGUUACUCAAUAUUUCCUGUUACGUGCGCCUCAGGUCACAGAUGGGCUCAAUUUUAACGAUAGUGAAAAUGAACCACUUCCCCAUUAUGCAAUUGUUGUGGAUUAAAUCUAUUUUUUUUUUCUUCUUAUAGAAAUAACUCCUAAGGGCUGUUAUAGCACAGAAUAUUUAUAAAUCUGUCCAGAUUAAAUUCAGGCUCAGUACACGAGGUAUUGGAAGUAACUACAAAAACAGCGUCACUUCUCCAGAGAACUGCUGAGUUUCAGUCGUUUUCCUGCAAAUAUGUGCUUAAAAAUUAAAAAAAACUAAUUUUCCUGAGUUUCUAGAGCAGCUACGGCGUGUUAUAGCCACACUAACGAGCUCUUACAGCCUGUUGGGUGUGUGGUGAGUAUGUAUAUAUCAAAACCAAUACGCCAAAAACGCACAUACAGAUUUGUCUUAUUUUUACAUGGAUAUUCUGAACUGGCAUUUCAGUAAGUUUUUAUUAUUAUUAUUAUUAUUAUUAUUAUUAUUUUGUCUAAGAACUUGAAAUUUAUAGGAUGCUGUUAACGGAAUUAUAGCCCUCCUUGCUUAAGAUGGAGUCGCUUCUUUUCUGCAGCGCCAGUUUCCUCACAAAAUUUUGAGAGUAUAUUACUAUACAGUUAAGAUGCUUGAGUUUGGUCGGCUAUGUGAGUGCUGAGGCUUUAGACGGUCACCUAGUUUUGUAUAUUAUUGUUGACCCACUUUUCUAUUUUUUUUCACAUUUUUAUUUUUAUUACUAUGGACAAAGUGCGACGGAGAAAAGGCUGACGCCGCAGUACUCGGUAGGCCUAUAAUUGUUUAACUGUAAAGUGUAUAAUAACUACGCUACUUCUGAUUUCUGUUAAUAUUUCAGGAAUCUUUAACUGAAAACUACAUAUCAACUUGAUUGUUUCUCAUGGUAGGCGCAUAUAUUAAAUAUAUACGGUAAUAAACGAUAUGCGUGUGUGUUAGUGUGUGUGCAUAUAUGCAUGGCUACGUAGCUUCAUUCAUGUUUUUCUUUGUACACAUACACUUAAAAUCAUGCUGAUAUUUAAUCCCUUAAUGGUGUUUUCAGUGCAAGUCUUACUACAAUUUUUCCUGCCUUUUUUAGUUUUUAUGAAGCGCGAGAAAAUGCUGCUAUUUGUGUAAUAUGUAUCAGCAUAAUAUUUUCAGAUUAAACUGCUUUUUUUUUUUUUUUUUUUUGGUUUCUGGUGAAGCUUUUGUUUCAUCGAGAAAUUGCUGCCAUUUUUUUUUUAAAUACUGUAAAUAGUGGGACAAUCUGAGACAAACCUGGAAGUGUCAGGUGCUCUAGGCGGCGCGGACGGGGACUCGGGAUCUCCUAACGUUACCACGCCACCCUAGAAAGCUGUAACGCGUCUCUCACGGUAAAGCCUGUUUGUCCAGGCAGACAGAUUGCUGAAGUGUCGCUGGCCGAAUUGCUCUGUACAUAUUGUUAACGAUCAUAACUGCCUGUAAAUUAAGUGAAGCAUUUAUUCCGUUCCGUUUUCUGGUGUGUUUGGUGUCUAUAAAAGCAAAUGCUUUCUUUAAAGUGGACCAAAAAUCAUUUUGAAUCGUUGUGGCUGAGGUUGUGAUCAACACACUUUCAGAUUUGUCUUUUCUGUCAGUUUAACGAUAUACUCAUAUAUUUGUAUAUUUCAAACAUUCUUUUAAUUUCACUAUAUUUGAUAAAUGGGAAAGUUUACUUAAUUUAACAGACCUGCUUUAAAAAUUCUUCUGUGCAAAGGGAUGUGUACUGUAUGUUCACCCUGUUCAAAAUUAAAACAAAAAAAAAUGUUUUGUGAUAAAAAAAUAUAUUUGUGGCUCUGAGGCACAACAUGGGGGCAGCCAUGACUAUGCCAAGUUUUGUUGUGUCUUCAAGGGCUUUAAGCGUCAACCAAGCCUCCGAUGCACUUUCUGUUUGCCGGUAUUAAUUUCCCUCUUUCUUGCACAACAGCGAGCGCCCAAAACUCAGUGUUCAUUAAACGUCAAUGUGGUCGUUUCUGUCUCAGCGUCUUUAACCUUAUUAAUAAAAAAAAAAUGUGGUUCCUACUCAAGCAUUCGGUAUACUACUCGUUUGCAGUGUUUUUCCUCAUGUGGCCAAUUUUUUGUUUAAUGCAGAUUUCAUAAUUAAUAAAGUUGUCACCCAAAACAGACCAGAUUAUGUAGAUCAACGGUGCAUUGGAAAAUAAAGAAGAAAUAUAUAAAA